Molecule: messenger RNA, 4315 nt
Organism: Exophiala dermatitidis NIH/UT8656
Lineage: Eukaryota; Fungi; Ascomycota; Eurotiomycetes; Chaetothyriales; Herpotrichiellaceae
Exons: 1
Coding region: 3748-4236 (162 amino acids)
Source: RefSeq, a predicted model, not a curated record
ACUGCAUCCAGUGCAGUCGUGCCGCCUGCGCACACUUUGCCCGGGGAUGUACAGAUCCUCCCACGCACUCGAUAUCAGCGACUCUGUCAAUAACUUGGAUGAUACAUAAUUUUUCUACGCCAGAAGGCCUGGGCUGCUUGUACCCCUGUUGCUUCGUUGAUCGGGAUGUUACGACUCGACGGAGUCAAGGGCUUGUCAACCUCGUCUCGAUUCCAAUAUUGCGGCCUUGCCGGCUCUUCCUUACGCUCCCCUCAUCCCCUCAACCCUGUCCAGCAGGAUUCUGUAGUAUCUUGGUUGUGUCGCAAGCACGAUUGCAUCAAUAUCCUGCAAAUCUCCCUGGUCUCACACCACCUUCGCGUCGAGAGCUUCAAAACCUUGCUUCAAGUUUGCCAGUCUUGAUGGCCCUGCCCUUCCGCGAAAGCACCACUUUGUUCGGGCAUCCUUGGAAGUUGCAUAUCGCAUGAGGUUACAACCACUACUGAGCGCACCACAAGCCACAACUUUCCUAAGCAAUAUGGAGCCGCCGUAAUAAUGGCAUGUCGGUACGUACAACUUGCAGUGGACGAGCAAAUGGCCACUCCUGAUGGGGUGUGCUAGCCUCCCUAACAUGGAGCGAGGUGUGUGGCUCCUCCUUUAGCGGUCCCACGAGCACAACUUGCUAUCUCACCACGCUCUUCUUCCCCGGGUGUCACCCACCAGACCAAUCAAUCUCUUCCCAUCCUGCUACCCCAAUUGUCUCUAGCGCAAGCGUUUGUCGAGACCAUUUAGCCGAUCCCGACAGGCCCACGCUUGCUCUUCGCCAGUGAACCACUCAUACCCUCAACCCAAUAAUGCCAAAAGACAUUCUGCUCAGUACCUAACAAUGCGCUGCUGAUCGACGGAUUGUUCUUAAAGAUGGUGCUAUCAAGAGUGUUUUGCUCAGAGAAGAUGCAACACUAUAUGUCGAAUUCUUUCGAUUUAUCGGUGCUUGGUGAAGUCACAGCAUCUUCGUCAAAUGCUGUCCAAGACAUAUAUGUAACAAAUGAGUGACCCCUGCCGCAAUUAUUUGCUUGGAGACCUGAGGCUGGACCACAGUUCCGGGCAGUGAACGGUCACAUCACAAGAGCGUGGCGGCCGAUGGCGACGUUGCGAUCUCCUUGGAUCAUUCGUUUGCCAUGCGGCGGCAUACUAAUUGUCAGACCAUAACCAAGACCUAUCACAAGGCUUGAGAGUCUCCAUGUCUUCUCAGGAGUCAGAGAUUCUCAAUCUCGUUAGUGUCGACGUCAGGGAGUGUCAAGGCUGGAAGACUUCUAGACUCACUACUGUAACGCCAGUACUCGCAAAACACCUGAGUCAUCGACCCUUGUUGUCCAGACACAUGUAUGGUGCCGCCAUCUUUCAAUGCUGCUGGGUCGUCCGUUCCUGAUAAGACAACUCGGUUGAAUGAUAAAAGGACUAUCGAUUGGUGGGAGUCGUCGUGUUCUCUGUUUUGCUACAUUUACAUGGGCUGCGCGAGGGAGACUACAUCACUGCUUCCGCCGCACCCUUUUCGGAGACCCUCCGGUGGAAAGCAACCCUUUUUGACAAUCCUAUCGCCGUUGUCAAACAUGGUGGUUGCGCAGUGCCUCGAACGACCAACGACCGCCAAAACCACCCACCCCUGUAGGAACCACAGGCCUUGCUUCAUGCUAUGCAAGCCUCCCGUCCAACAACUAUGAUGUAGGCUCGCGAGCGGCUAGAGCAAACCAAGUCUCGCCUAAGUCAAAUGUAUAUCACAUGGCACCUAGCAUGGCGACGAUGUGUUCUCCGAAACAUGCCGAUGGAUCAUUAUCCGAGCAGUACUGGUGCAUGAAGGAGACUCAGUCAUGGCUCUUGAAAAUUGGCGGAAGACCCGAUGAUUCAAGACUGCAAAGGGUGGUGACAGCAUUGAAAUUUUCUGAAGAUUUCAGGUCAUCCAGUACGCAGAACAAAUACCUGUCUGUGAUGCCUUUCCGGCGGAGGAGCCUUGCCACGCGGGAACAGAAAUCUAUGGUCCAAAGUCUGUUCCUUCAAGGAAAGCGGUCGGUUUCCUGGACGCGCCUCGGAUUUUCGCCCUCCAGGCCAGCCAGUCCCUACAAAGGCGCAACUUCGCCUAACCCAGUGAAAAGGCCAGAAGUCCAGCUGGAACCCAUUCCAGUAAGACAUCUGUAUAUCUAGCGAAGUGGCAAGAGACAUAAUGCAGGGUCAAGAACAGUUCCACCGCCCUUUGACUUCCUCACAUGUUCACCUCGCUUGCAUUCUUUGCUCUCUCUCCUACCGGUAGACGAGGAAGGGCCGGUGCGGAACCGCUGUCCCAAGAGAGAUCAACCAUCACGAGCAACCCUCGCUCUGUCUGUUCAGAAACACGCUCGAGUAAACGUUGGUUGUCGCCUGGGUUGAGAGAUCAAUCAGGAUGGUGACAGACAGAUCCAUCGGCAAUUCUACCGACCUAUCAGAUCAUUUUUGAAGCAGCCAAGGCACAUACAGGCCAAGUACUUUUUAAGUUGAGCCAUAUCAAGCAUUGAAAGACGGAAAGAGUAACUCGGAGCGCCCUCUAUCCGCUGUACUCCGCUGUGCACCACGGGCAAACAUAAUUUGAUCUCGCCUUCAUACCCCUGCCACACGGGAAAGACGAAAAACUGCAAUGUGCUUGAAUGGACCAUCUACUUGCGCCUGUCAACUUGUAGGCAUGAUACUACGACUCCGAGUGGUGGACUACCCUGGUCGACUUUGUGCUCCGUUUGUUGUCCUGAACGGCACUCUAUCAGGUGUACAUUUUACGGCACAGUCUUUGACAUAUAUCCGACAAGUACAAUCACCAUACAGACAUCUUUAUGUCGAUAUUUCAAGCUUUGUACUAGCUUAUUGGCCACGUUGUGCUAGGUAAUAGUUCCAACUCUAAGGCUCCAAAGGGUCGGAACCUUCGAAGAAAUCUAAGGCUACGGCCUCGGAUGGCGAACCUAAAGUUCGGGGCAUUAUUGAACCUUGACAGCUGAGAAACCGACGUGGUUGGCAAGUGAUACUGGGUCAGGGAGAGGUGGCGCUCUCCGAGACACCAAGAAACUCAAAGUGAUGGGAAGUGAUCAGUCUGUCGUCCAGGCGUUCUUCCGUACCAUCCAGACAAAUGAUGUGUGGACAGAAGGCAAACUGGAUGUGAUACAGGCUGACUCGCCCGGCCCUGGUCUGAAGAGCAGCUUACACAUGACCUGUUGCACUCAGCAUUAUUCUACUACUACUCUCUUUUGACGGGACGGGUGCGUUGACCAGGUAUAUUUCAGUCCCUGUCAUAUUUGACAUGUGCAGCGAGAUGGGCACACAUGACGAACGAACGCGGCCGAGUUCUGGGGCUCUGCUUUCGCUACCAGCAUUGCCUGCAAGACGGUUAAGCAGCAGAUACACUUCACUACGGUUAUUAACCAUACUGGGAAGUUGAGCUGGUCGCCAGAAGCGAAAGGCCCGACAAGCCCGACGGUAUCUUCCCUGCUCCUAAGCGAGCUUUGUAUUGUUCCGCCGUGGGGGUUGGAAAAAACAUCACCCGUGGAUCGUCCAAUAUCGGACACUGUUGGGGAACAGAGUUUCCAUCACCACUUUCAAUAUCUCACAGGUUUCCCUCAGUCUGGUGCAGCGUCCGCCAAGCUACAGUGACAGUGUCACGGGCCUCAAACCACUUGCUGUCUGCUUUUGACUUUAUAUCCACCGUUCCCCACUUCUCGGCCCCGUUUAUGAAGCAAUUUUACUAAUACGUCAAGGAUGCUCAAACCCACCCCGACCGUCGCCCAAGCGCAGAUCGGCUGGAAGCAGGCUAGUAGCCACCGACAAGGCAAAUCGAAGCUGGCCCGACUGUCGACUCUCGAACUCGACGUCGACAUUAAACACCGUACAACGACAGGCCAAACAUCACGCAUUGGUUUGUACUUGAUUGGCCUGAUCUACGAGGCUAGGACUGCGUUGCAGAACCUCAGCCUACAACGCACAGUACAGCGGAUACGCUCACCAUUUCCAACUGCCUCGGGCGCCCAGCCUGUUAUUUUCGAAUCAUCUUUAAACCUAUCCCGCGCAGCAAAGCUGUGCAUGUUGAUGUGUGCAAAAUCAUCAAAUGUGGGGUAUUAUAGAGUGACCCAUAAGGCAAUAAGAUUCCAGGUCAGCCAAGUGGGGACUUCGCCGUCGCCUUCCUCCAGAGCGACUGUACGUUGUACAGACAAGUCAAAGCUCGGGCCCCUCGGACUCCGCUGUGAAUGAAGGUCCAUGGCCACACGGCAUGGGUAUAACGACUUGAAAUGUCAUGCUUCCCGAUCCCAUCAAGGGUUAGGAAGUUCCC